Messenger RNA from Alternaria novae-zelandiae, 1044 nucleotides. RefSeq lists its product as uncharacterized. Lineage: Eukaryota; Fungi; Ascomycota; Dothideomycetes; Pleosporales; Pleosporaceae. Bases 1 to 1044 code for a protein of 347 amino acids. The record is from RefSeq and is a predicted model, not a curated record. The transcript has a single exon.
AUGUCCACGGACAUUUCAUGGGCGGACAGCCCAUGGCGCAAUCCCGCCAUCGUUUUCGAGGAGCUACCAGAGUCGCUCAUCCUCGAAGACCUAAAACGAUCAUGGAACUUCCAGAGAGAGGCACAAUUCCGCUGGAUGCAAAAGGUGAUUUGGACCUCGGUUGACCGCUUUCGUGUAGUCCUUCGAGACGUCGAAGGCACGGUAGGCGACAUAGCAAAAGAGCUGUGUAACAAGCCUACGGCAUUCUAUUGGCUUCAGUCUGCGCAGACUGGUGCUCCCCACGCCCCCGAAAAGUCCUGCAUGUCCGGUGGUGUCUUCGCAGCUAUAUAUGAAGAAUGGCGUCGAAGCUCUGUCAAACUCAAUAUCGAGUUUGGGCAUUUCUUCGCGGCGCCCGUUAGGGUUGCGGCGACGGGUCCGGACAGCCUACCAGAUAUCUUGAAGGCACAUUCAUCGCUUUUUGAACAAGCACAGCGUGUCUCGUUGGAUAUGGAGAACUACUCCGUGCACCCGCUUCUUCCUGCUGUUAUCCUCGUAUGCGACCGCCGUGACUCAACCGCUAGACGCGGACCAGAUGGCUUCGUCAGUCUGCGCGAAGUAGCGAGCACGCAGACUGUGCUGGUUAUUCUCACUGGAGAACAUCGUACCAGCACCGGUAUCCACAUUUCUCUAGAUCCUCUCAAACCCUUCGCUCUGCCCAUCGAAAGACCCGAUGCCGCUGGCCUUGAUAUCCUGCGCGUGCCUCUUGAUAUCGCCGUGAAUUUCAUCACCGAGUUGGAGGCCAGGAUUGAUGAGCAAAAGGAAACCAUCAGUGCAACUUUAGACAAGAGUCUCUGUCUGCACCAAACACCCGCCGGAUACAGUGGCGAUAUCAGGUUUUACCCCAAUGUAUGGGCUCGCAUAAUGCGGGCAGAGGCGUUGAAGAAUGGGUUUCGGGAGUUGGCGGAUACAAAAGAUGCUGGCGUUCGCGUUCAUGCUCAGCUUUCUGGACAAGAGUCGGGAUGUGAACUUGAACAUGUGCCGUUUAGUCAGACGUGGAAGCCGUGA